AUGACUCAAACAUGGCUGGAAGCUCUUUCGCGGCAAAUCAACAUCGAUGUCGACUACAUGAACCCAGCGUUCACUCUGAGUCUUCUACCAGUCAUCCCGCAAGACAUGACCAGCAACCAGGGCUAUGUACAUGAGGAGAUGUGCCACCCUGACAAUGAGAAAUUGUUUCGAGCUGUCGUCGAGGAGUAUAGGGGACAAGGAUGGCUCGCAAUUUACACACGCAUGGUCGCGCUGAUGUGUAAAGCGAAUAUUGAUAACAUCAAAGGCCGCGUGCUCGUUCAGACUCUGCCAACGGGGGCUUACGACACCGAGAAAACCCUCGAAAGCGCCCGUGCCUACGCCCGCGAGUUUGAGAAAGUCAGCAUCUCCAAAGACCGAUUCUGUAUCAAGAUCCCGUCCACUGGGCCUGCAUUGAGUGCCUGUCCUAUUCUCCUCACCGAGGGAAUUCGUACUCUUGCCACCGCCGUUUUUAGUGUGCAUCAAGCGAUUGCAGCAAGCCAAGCCGGCUGCUUGUACAUCAGUCCUUACUACAAUGACAUUUCCUCACACAAGGACCUGGCACUUUGGCCGAAAUCAGCGGACCCGGCGCUCCUUCAUCCAUUUUCUUCGCGAUUGAUCCAGAUUCUGGAGACGUACAAGCGACUCUACGAGGAAACAGGCAAGGAGCAACCAUUUGUCAAGCAUGCUGGCUUCCUCUCGCCACAAGAAGCAAUGGCGGCUGGUGAGAUCGGGUGCCAUUCGGCGACCCUUCCCCAUUAUGUGUUGAGGGAGCUUGCAAAGCUUCCCUAUGACAGCUCGCAGCAACCCGGUGAAGGAAUUCCGAAGCCAGUUCAUCCAUAUAUCGAUGCAGCUCCAACUCCUCUCCGCCUCCAAGAGAUUGCAAAGCUGGAUCCGCUGGCUGCCCAGACAUGGAACGGCAAGUUGGCAAGCGCCGAUAUCGAUUACCUCGCAGAUCAAGGGACCCUGCUGGACAAGGCGAAUGAUGAAGACCCGGAAACAAAGCGACGACUUCACGAGGCUCUAGAACACUUCACCAUGCUUGAGCGUCAAAGCCAGACUAAGAUAGAAGACGCGAUGAAGGCCGUCUGA
Messenger RNA from Penicillium alfredii, 1089 nucleotides. RefSeq lists its product as uncharacterized. Gene Ontology annotation, cellular component: intracellular anatomical structure. Bases 1 to 1089 code for a protein of 362 amino acids. The record is from RefSeq and is a predicted model, not a curated record. Gene Ontology annotation, molecular function: transaldolase activity. Lineage: Eukaryota; Fungi; Ascomycota; Eurotiomycetes; Eurotiales; Aspergillaceae. The transcript has 5 exons. Gene Ontology annotation, biological process: pentose-phosphate shunt, non-oxidative branch; carbohydrate metabolic process.